This is a messenger RNA of Esox lucius (northern pike), 4079 nucleotides long. Its product is annotated as NLR family CARD domain-containing protein 3-like. Lineage: Eukaryota; Metazoa; Chordata; Actinopteri; Esociformes; Esocidae. The record is from RefSeq and is a predicted model, not a curated record. Bases 305 to 3322 code for a protein of 1005 amino acids. The transcript has 11 exons. Gene Ontology annotation, molecular function: protein binding.
UAUUUUCAUUUAAUCUUUAAGCAAAUAAUUAUUAGGCUAAUAAUUUCAUAACGAUUAUUCUAAGAACAAAGGCGAUUAAGUGACCAGUUGGAGUGAGCCAUUAUCAGUGUUAAAGUAAGAGCCGCUACUUCAGUUUAGUUUGUCCACGUUCUCAAAGAGGAAGUGAAUCAGUUGGUCUGUCAUCAGUAAAAUGUAUGUAAAAAGAAGUCAACGAACAAUGUAAUUCCAUAUUUAUUAUCGAAUGGUCUAAACAGAGAGAUAAAGAAGAGGGGUGCCUCUAAAACAAGUCUGUCUGGGGAGAGAGAUGGGGGACACUGCCUCUGAAAUGAGUAUUUUUGGGGAACAUGACACCACAUCUAAGAGGAUAAGCCAUCAGGAGAGACCAGCCUCCCCAGUACCCAGCUGUGUGUCCAUGAAGAGUGACUGGUCUAUGGAACAACCUUCAAAGUUCAGAGAGGGAAUCUUGUCUACUGAUCAAAGGACAAGCCAUCAGGAGAGACCAGCCUCCCCAGUACCCAGCUGUGUGUCCAUGAAGAGUGACUGGUCUAUGGAACAACCUUCAAAGUUCAGAGAGGGAAUCUUGUCUACUGAUCAAAGGACAAGCCAUCAGGAGAGACCAGCCUCCCCAGUACCCAGCUGUGUGUCCAUGAAGAGUGACUGGUCUAUGGAACAACCUACACAGUUCAGAGAGGGAAUCUUGUCUACUGAUCAAAGUAAUGCUAACCCCAGUGCCAAAGAAGGGUUUCUGAAGAACACACUGCCUGUACUGAGGAACAAGAACCAGAAGGAACCUGCUGAAUCACUGGAGAAAAGUCAGCCUGCUGUGAUUUGUCAUGAACACAAAUCUAACCUGAAGAAGAAGUUUCAGUGCUUAUUUGAGGGUAUCGCUAAACAAGGGAACCCAACACUUCUGAAUGAGAUCUACACAGAGCUCUACAUCACAGAGGGUGGAAGUGGAGGAGUCAAUAAUGAUCAUGAGGUGAGACAGAUUGAGACAGCAACCAGGAAACAAGCAAGACCAGAGACAGAAAUCAAAUGUAAUGACAUCUUCAAACCCACAGCUGGACAAGACAAGCCUAUCAGAACUGUGCUGACAAAGGGUGUUGCUGGAAUUGGAAAAACAGUCUCUGUGCAGAAGUUCAUUCUGGACUGGGCUGAAGAAAAAGCCAAUCAGGAUGUCCAAUUUGUAUUUUCACUCCCUUUUAGGGAGCUGAAUUUGAUGAAAGGGGAGAAACUCAGUUUGGUUCAACUCAUCAAUCAUUUCUCAAUUGAAACCAAAAAAGCAAGAAUCUCUAACUACAACAAAUACAAAGUUGUGUUCAUCUUUGAUGGUCUGGAUGAGUGCCGACUGCCCCUUGACUUCAAGAACAACAAGAGCUGUUGUGAUGUGACAGAGUCAACCUCAGUGGAUGUGCUGCUGACAAACCUCAUCAAGGGAAAUCUGCUUCCCUUUGCUCUCCUCUGGAUAACUACCAGACCUGCAGCAGCCAAUCAGAUCCCUUCAGAGUGUGUUGACCAGGUGACAGAGGUGAGAGGGUUCAAUGACCCUCAGAAAGAGGAGUACUUCAGGAAGAGAUUCAGUAAUGAGGUCAUGGCCAGCAGAAUCAUCUCACACAUAAAGACAUCAAGGAGCCUCCACAUCAUGUGUCACAUACCAGUCUUCUGUUGGAUCACUGCUACAGUCCUUGAGUACAUGUUGACUACAGAUGAUAAAGUAGAGCUGCCCAAGACCCUAACAGACAUGUACUCACACUUCCUGGUGUUUCAGUCCACACACCGGAAUGUAAAGUAUGAUGGGAAAAAAGAGACAGAUCCACACUGGAAUAAAGAGAGCAUUCUGACACUGGGAAAACUGGCUUUUCAGCAGCUACAGAAAGGCAAUCUGAUCUUCUAUGAAGAAGACCUGAAAGAGUGUGGCAUUGAUAUCAAUGAAGCAUCAGUGUACUCAGGAGUCUGUACACAGAUCUUUAAAGAGGAAUGUGGGCUGUACCAGAACAAGGUGUACUGCUUUGUCCAUCUGAGUAUUCAGGAGUUUCUAGCUGCUGUACAUGUGUUUCACUCAAUCAUCAACACUAAUGAGAAUCUAAUGGAUGUACAGCAAUCAGCCGACAAUGUUUGGAUAUGGUUAGAGCCUGAAGUCACAUUCUACAAGACUGCUGUGGAUAAAGCCUUGCGGAGUAAGACUGGACAUCUGGACCUUUUCCUCCGCUUCCUCCUGGGUCUCUCACUGGAGUCAAAUCAGAAGCAUUUACGAGGUCUACUGACAAAGACAAGAAGCAGCUCACAGAGCCAUGAAGAAACAGUGAAAUACAUCAAAGAGAAGAUCAGGGAGAAUCCCUCUUCAGAGAGGUGCAUCAAUCUGUUCCACUGUCUGAAUGAACUGAAUGACCAUUCUCUAGUGGAGGAGAUCCAAAGGUACCUGAGUUCAGGAAGUCUCUCCAGAGAAGAACUGUCUCCUGCACAGUGGUCAGCUCUGGCCUUUGUGUUACUGACUUCAGAAGAGGAGAUUGAUGUGUUUGACCUGAAGAAAUACUGCCCAUCACAGAAAGGUCUUCUGGAGUUGCUGCCAGUGAUCAAAACCUGCAGAACUGCUCUACUGGCAGGUUGUGGAAUCACUGAGGAAGGCUGUGCUUCUCUGGUCUCAGCUCUGAAGUCAAACCCCUCACAUCUAAAAGAACUGGAUCUGAGCUACAAUCACCCAGGACACUCGGGAGUCAGACUGCUCUCUGCUGGACUGGAGGAUCCACACUGUAGACUAGAGAAACUCAAACUGGCAGGUUGUGGAAUCACUGAGGAAGGCUGUGCUUCUCUGGUCUCAGCUCUGAAGUCAAACCCCUCACAUCUAAAAGAUCAGGAUCUGAGUAACAAUGACCUGAAGGACACUGGAGUAGAGCAUCUCUCUGCUUUGCUGAAAGAUCCACAAUGUAGACUGGAGACUCUGAGACUGGCAGGUUGUGGAAUCACUGAGGAAGGCUGUGCUUCUCUGGUCUCAGCUCUGAAGUCAAACCCCUCACAUCUGAAAGAACUGGAUCUGAGUAACAAUGACCUGAAGGAUACGGGAGUGGAGCAGCUCUCUGCUUUGCUGAUGGAUCCACAAUGUGGACUGGAGACUCUGAGGUUGUCAGGCUGCAUGAUCAUAGAGGAAGGCUGUGCUUCUCUGGUCUCAGCUCUGAAUUCAAAUCCCUCACAUCUAAAAGAGCUGGAUCUGAGCUACAAUCACCCAGGAGACUCGGGAGUCAGACUGCUCUCUGCUGGACUGGAGGAUCCACACUGGAGAUUGGAGAAACUCAAGUAUGUUCUUCACAUGUCAAUCAGUACUUAAUCGUGUUUGAAGAGAAAUAAUGUUUGUUAGUCUUAUUUAAAGUCUCACAUGAUGUGAUGCUCUUGAUGACUGCUGUCUGAUUCCCUAAUAUUUACUUUCAUUAUUAGAACAGCAGAUUCCUGAUAGUGAUCUUUUGUCUCUUUGUUGGGGUUUGGCACUGUAUUUCAUGUGUGUCUGUCCGUGAAGAUAAUAUAUCCUGACUAUAUACACUACUGUUUAACAGUUUCUGUCCACAGUGUUGUCCAUUCAAAUACAGAAAUACAGUUUAGACAUUGUUAAUAGUUGUAAAUGACUAUUGUCACUGGAAAUGGCAGAUUUUUUAUGGAAUAUCUACAUGGGCGUAGUGAGGCCCAUUAUCAGCAACCAUCACUCCUGUGUUCCAAUGACUCAUUGUAUUUGAUAAUCCACGUUUAUCAUUUUAAAAGGCUUUUGCAAUUAUGUAAGCACAGCUGAAAAUUGCUAUGCUGAUUAAAGUGGCAAUAAAACUGUCCUUUAGACUAGAUGAGUAUAUGGAGCAUCAGCAAUUUUGGGUUUGAUAAUAGGCUCAAAAUGGACAGAAACAAAGAACUUUCUUCUGAAACAAAAAUACAUAUCUCAGACUGGCCAAUUAAAAGAGAUUAAUAUGGGCAAAGAACACAGACACUGGACAGAGGAAGAUUGCUGAUGAAAGUGCCUCUCUACGCCUCUCUAUUUCAUUAGAUAUUAGCCGUUUCAGGCUACAAUACUAUUAAUAAUGUUAAUAUCAACAAUGUCUACA